This is a messenger RNA of Ceratosolen solmsi marchali, 1225 nucleotides long. RefSeq names its product pro-resilin. Gene Ontology annotation, molecular function: transcription coactivator activity. The coding region runs from base 157 to 1101 and encodes 314 amino acids. Gene Ontology annotation, biological process: positive regulation of transcription by RNA polymerase II. NCBI's taxonomy places the organism in Eukaryota, Metazoa, Arthropoda, Insecta, Hymenoptera, Agaonidae. The transcript has 5 exons. The record is from RefSeq and is a predicted model, not a curated record. Gene Ontology annotation, cellular component: RNA polymerase II transcription regulator complex.
UUCGCUGUGUUUAAAACGUGUUAGAAACGAAAUCGCAGUAAAGCGACGAGCUCACACUAGCUCUGUUGCUCUUCGCGGGUGUAUGCUUCUGAACUGUUAAUAUUAUUUAUUCGUUUUACCUUUAUUAUUAAUUCUUGAAGAGUUGCACCCGGCAAUAUGGGGAAUUCCAAGACUUUAUUACCGAUAGCUGUGAUGCUCAUCUCUGCACUGCCAUACUCGCGUACUGAGGCACCCAUUUCCGGAAGUUACUUACCACCAUCAACUAGUUACGGCACACCAAACCUCGGUAUUAGUAACAGUGGUGGUUUUAGUAGUGGCUCUAUUUCUUCAAACUAUGGAGCACCUUCAUCUGGAGGUGGUUUCGGCGGAGGAGUACCUUCUCCUUCCUAUGGAGCACCAUCGGGUGGAUCCUUCAGUGGAUUCGGUGGUGCAUCUUCAUCCUCAUAUAAUGCCCCAAGCCGUCCAUCCUCGAACUAUGGUGCUCCACCCCGUCCAUCAUCAAACUACGGUGCACCAUCUUCAGGAUUUAAUGGUGGCGGUGGGAGAGGUGGAUUUGGAAAUGGUGGUGGACACUCUGGUGGCAGACCAUCUUCAAAUUACGGUGCUCCAUCUGUAAGCGGAAGUAUUGGAAGCGGCGCACCUUCAUCCUCGUAUGGUGCUCCUGGCAACUCUCGUCCAUCAUCCGCUUAUGGUGCUCCAAAUCGUCCUUCCUCGAAUUAUGGUGCUCCGGCUAUCGGAGGUGGCAAUGGCUUUGGCGGUAACAGUGGACAUGGAGGCGGACGUCCUUCAUCUAGCUAUGGUGCACCAUCCAGUGGUAGCUUUGGCAGUAGUUUUGGCAGUGGUUUUGGAAACGGUCCAUCUUCAUCCUUAAACAGUGCACCUUUAUCCUCGUAUGGUGCACCCAGUCGUCCGUCUUCCAGCUAUGGUGCCCCUACUAAUGGAGGUAGCAGUGUUUUUGGCGGUGGUGCACCUUCUUCAAACUACGGAGCUCCUAGCUUCAAUGACGGCUCAAACUUAGUGGGUCGACCAUCGACUAACUACGGUACUCCCAGCAGUGGAGGUGGACAGAGUUAUGCUAGCAAUGGAGGUUAUCAAUACUAAUUUAAAACGUAAAUAAAUUUCAAAGUCCACAAAUUUGAGAAAUUGAAUUUCAAGAUCAAAUGUGACUUGUAUUUCAGAUCAAAGAUUUUAACGAACGCUGUCACCAUUUUAAAAUUACAUAAAA